AUGGACCCUUCUGUCGCACAUCGCCCAUGGGAGGCCGUCUCAGGGCCGCAAACUCCUGGCUCCUCACAAACGUUACCAUCCAUCUCGACCUUGACCGCGAAUAUGCCUGGCACCGGGGCUUCUGCGGAGAAAUCCCCCGGCAACUCGUCCUUGAACACGAUCGAGCGGGACUCAGGAAAUUGGUCAAUGCCUCAAAGCACAAGUAGGAGACCUUCGCCCGGCAUGGAUUGGGAGCGGCGCGGUGCUGACCAUGUAGGAUCGUCCACCUACUCUACCACCACCAAUGGCACAGGCAACUAUCCCUCCCUCAGCUUCAUCUCUGCGUCGCAACCAUCCCCGAAUCGCGGCCACCCCGCUGUCGAUCGGUCUCCUUACUCUCAUGAUCAAUCAAAUACCCCCUCCUCUGCCGGCACUCAACAGCCCUCCCCAAACUUCAAUACCCAAUCAAACUCCGCCCUCCCCUCCAUCAAUCAAAAUUAUGAAGCUCCCUCCCAGCGCGCUAGCAUGGCCGAGACAACGACAACAACGACAGAGUCUCGGCGCAGCAGUGUUGACAGUCGUGUCAACCAAGGAAUCAGCUCCCUGGCCAUCAAUCCAGCCUCGCCAUACCACAGCACUAAUGCAUCCCAAUCCUCGAUCGUGUCCAGUCUACAAAGAGAGAGGGGGAUUCCUACCGACAUGAACUCAUACCGGGGACCGCGAUACUCCGGCGGAAGCCAGCCACUGUCUCCGUUGGGCCCUCAUGCCAGCGAUCCACAGCGCGGCAGCUUCGCAGCCGGUCGCACUGCCCCUGCCAUCUCUUCCAACCCUCGGUCGGAGAUUUACAACGCUGAGGCACCGACCGCGGGUAUGGCAUAUGCUUUCCCAGACCCGGAUAUGGCCCGCUCCAGUUCUGUCUCCUCAAAGGGGGGAUCGACCCACACGUUCUCCAGAAAAGGCAGCAUGGCAGAGUCUAUGAACAGCAUGUAUUCCGAACGGAUGCCGCGAGGACAACACGGUAAGAUUCAUUCACUCGCCCGAUGCCCGCGCAUCGAUACUAAUGAGCUUCUGUUUUUACUAGACCUACCCCAAAAUGUACACCACCAUCACUCCCUACAACACAAAGCAGUGCGCGACCUGAUCGGCGAGGAAGACGGCCCCCCGGGCAGCACGCCAUACAGUCGGACCCCCGAACUACGCGUAACACACAAACUUGCCGAGCGCAAACGCCGCAGCGAAAUGAAAGACUGCUUCGAAGCGCUUCGACUGCGCCUGCCAGCAGGCCAAACCAACAAAUCUAGCAAGUGGGAAACCCUCACUCGCGCAAUCGACUAUAUAACACUACUGGAAAAAACAGUCGCUCAAUCGCGACGCGACCACAAUAUAAUGCAAUCCGAGUUGGACGAGAUGCGCGCCCAACUAAACCAGCAAAACGGCGCUUCCCGCCCACCCUCUAUCUUCGAGCAUCAUCAAAUGAAUCCCAACCAAGUGAACGGACAGCCCCAAGGCCCCGUGUUCGGUGCGUUCGGCAACGGCCAGGUCGCCCAGGAACAGCCGCGCACAUUACCGCCACUCAUGAAUGGCUCGGUCGCGCCCAUGCAGGGCAUUCAAUAUACGGAUGAGCGGCGGUAG
Messenger RNA from Penicillium soppii, 1611 nucleotides. RefSeq lists its product as uncharacterized. Lineage: Eukaryota; Fungi; Ascomycota; Eurotiomycetes; Eurotiales; Aspergillaceae. The record is from RefSeq and is a predicted model, not a curated record. Gene Ontology annotation, molecular function: protein dimerization activity; DNA-binding transcription factor activity. Gene Ontology annotation, cellular component: RNA polymerase II transcription regulator complex. Bases 1 to 1611 code for a protein of 536 amino acids. The transcript has a single exon. Gene Ontology annotation, biological process: positive regulation of transcription by RNA polymerase II.